Molecule: messenger RNA, 2371 nt
Organism: Orbicella faveolata
Lineage: Eukaryota; Metazoa; Cnidaria; Anthozoa; Scleractinia; Merulinidae
Product: integrator complex subunit 13-like
Biological process (GO): centrosome localization; regulation of mitotic cell cycle
Cellular component (GO): integrator complex
Source: RefSeq, a predicted model, not a curated record
UGUGUAACCAAGCUUUCAAAAAUGGCGGAUGAAGUUUACAAAAACUGACUUGCUCUUCCAACAACUUCUAGGACUUUUCUGCGAUGACUAACGACACAUCUACACCUCCUGUUAAGAGAACUGUAAUUGUUCUAGACCACAGUUCGAAAUUUUUGUCGCUUUCUAAGCAGCAUAUUGAUUUUGAUGGCGGUGGAAAAAAAGGGAAAGGAAAAGGUUCCAGCACAUCUUCUCCUGUGUUCAAAAGUUCCUGGACAUGCAGUAUAGAGGCAGCGGUCGAAUACUGUAGAAUUGUUUAUGAUAUAUUUCCAAACGAAUAUCUGGUCAAGGUGGUUGUUUCAGAUGAUAGUGCUCAUGUUGUGAAUUCUUGGUCCCAUGAACAGCAGUGUGUUCCACAGUUGCUCAAAUCAUUUGCUGGUCUUGGCCCUCCUAAGGAAGACAGUGAUGAAGACUGUUCCAUUAUGCAUGGCUUAACAUCUGCUGUUCAAUGUCUGUAUGAACCAUUGCCACAAAACUCAAAAGCAAACCACACACAUACUGGUGAUAAAACAGGACGCAUCAUCUGCCUCACAAACUUGAAAAGUGAGGCCCAUGUUCACACUCUGAUAGCAUGUGUACGAGAUGCAUUAGAACAACAGAAUAGUGGAACAGCUGUGAAUGACAGGCACGCAGACCUCAUUUUAGUUCAUGUUCCACAGAGUGGAGAUAGUGGAAAGCUCACCGAGAAAGCACCAAAGGUAUUAAUAACUAAUAUGUGUGUGUUCUGUGGUGAUGAAACUUUACCAGUAAAAAAAGAUGGAACUGUUGCUGUCAAGGACACUGUUCACCUGAAAUGGUGUACUCCCAAGAACACGCAUGCUCCAGGAUUGUUAUCCCUUUCAGUUCUAAAGUCGGACAGAAACUGUUGGUUUUAUCCAUGUAGUUUACCCCUCAUAUCUUAUUUACUGAUAGGUCGACAAGUCAUGUUAGAACAGCCCAAGAAGUCUGGUGGAAAACUAGUGUCACACAUAUUGGCAAGUCAUGGAGGUGACAUUUUCAUACACUGUCUAGCGACUUAUCGGACUCCAAUGGAAGAUCCCCCGUCUAUAAGUGAAGGAUGUGGUGGCCGAGUCACAGAUUACAGAAUCAAUGAUUUUGGUGAAUUCAUGAANGUGAUCUACAGAGUCCAGGCUAUGGAAAGUAGAAAUGAUCCACUCCCCGUGUCCAUGACAGGAAUCAGAGGAAAAGGACCAAAAAGGGAGGAGCAGUAUCGCCAGGUGUGGGCUGAACUAGAAACUUUCCUUGAAGCCGCUAGCAAGACAUCCAAGAUGCAUGAAAAGGUACUUGAAUGCCUGCGUGGAACGAGUCCCACGAGCAGCACCACAGACAGCCCAAGGAGAGAUACACCUACCGAUGAAAUUGAAAGUGAGAGGAAGAUACACCCUAAAAUUCCGAUGCUAACAAUGUUUCAGGUACUUGAAUGCCUGCGUGGAACGAGUCCCACGAGCAGCACCACAGACAGCCCAAGGAGAGAUACACCUACCGAUGAAAUUGAAAAAAAUACGCAGUCCAGGCUCUCGGAAGCCUCGCUUUCAUGGCAAGAGAUUGACAGAUAUCAGAGCAUGACGGAGAGAGAGAAGACAGACUUCAAUCGUGGAGACACAAACAAUGAACACUUCUUUAAAAGAGGUCUGGGGUCAGCAGUUACAGAGCAGGCGCACAAGAGAUUACGAACCGACAAUCAGCCAGGACUCAGUAAACAGACAGGUAGAGGUGCAGCAACCUCUCUGUUAUCGAUGUGGAACAGUAAAAUGAACGCAAUAGCUGCGUCACGUCAUGAGGAAUUUGCCGGCAGACUUCAGUCGACAGGGAACAAGGCUGAGUUGUACGUCAGUCCCAUAGACACAGGAAGCAACAGCAGUGGUAGAGGCACUCCUGUGGAAGAAUGGCUUUGACUCGAUGGUGCAUGACACCACAGUUCGCACAGUUGGGAAAGAUAUUCUUGUCGACAAUUUCUCGUAAACAAGCUAUGCCCCAUGACUGUCUGGCUCUUGUUGCUGUGUCAGAAAUAGCGGGAGUUGUCACGUGACCGAACGGUCCCAUGUUGCUUGGCAACCACACCAGCGACAACCGCUGGCUCAGUGAAUAACUAAUCGAAAUCUUGGAUGGUCAUAAUUGUUGUUGUUUGAGACACACGAAGUCACAAAGAAACAUUGGUAACUAGCCAUCGCCGGUCUAGACCAGAAUUUGGUCCAAACACAUGACUUCACGAACGUUAAGUGUAGCUUCUCUCUAAGCGUAGUGUACAGUUCCUUGUGCAAACAUGCACUGUAGCUAGAUUACUGUUCUCUGCGGUCUGUUAUUACUGUAAAUAAAUAUACUUUCUAGAAGAUGA